Messenger RNA from Phascolarctos cinereus (koala), 4103 nucleotides. It is a transcript of the gene SLC38A3, whose product is annotated as solute carrier family 38 member 3. Gene Ontology annotation, biological process: asparagine transport; L-glutamine transport; amino acid transmembrane transport. NCBI's taxonomy places the organism in Eukaryota, Metazoa, Chordata, Mammalia, Diprotodontia, Phascolarctidae. The record is from RefSeq and is a predicted model, not a curated record. Gene Ontology annotation, molecular function: L-glutamine transmembrane transporter activity; L-asparagine transmembrane transporter activity; L-histidine transmembrane transporter activity. Gene Ontology annotation, cellular component: plasma membrane.
GCUGCCUGACAGCAGUGUGUAGUCUGGAAGCAGAACGGACAGCGCCAGAUCACGGAGCGGACCCCGGAGCGAACCCCCGAGCCUCUGGUCCCCAGCAGCCUAUAGCUCUUCGCCUGUCCUGCCCGCGUGAUCCAGGGAGCCGCAGAGAUUUUACCUGUCUUGAAAGCACGUGAUCGGGACCAAAAGUUCUCACUCCCCUGCUGCCCACAUCUGUGCCCAGUCCAGCCAUGAACCCCCUGGAGGUGCCCGCACAAACAGAGAUGGUGGAACUGGUGCCCAAUGGCAAACACAUGGAAGGACUGUGCCCCGUGGCUUUGCCUCCUGUAGGAGUUGAAAGGUGUGAGGGUGGAAGACCCAGCCAUGGGGGAGCAGAGGGAUUCCUGCCCCGAAAUGCCAGCAAAGAGACACACUUCACAGAUUUUGAAGGGAAGACUUCAUUCGGAAUGUCUGUGUUUAACCUGAGCAAUGCCAUCAUGGGCAGCGGUAUCCUGGGGCUGGCAUAUGCCAUGGCCAACACUGGCAUCCUGCUUUUCCUCUUUCUCCUCACCUGUGUGGCCCUGCUCUCCAGCUAUUCCAUCCACUUGCUGCUCAAGUCUUCAGGGAUUGUAGGUAUCCGGGCCUAUGAGCAGCUGGGCUAUCGAGCCUUUGGGACACCAGGGAAGUUGAUGGCAGCAAUAGCUAUCACCCUACAGAACAUUGGAGCCAUGUCCAGUUACCUGUACAUCGUGAAAUCUGAAGUGCCCCUGGUCAUCCAGACCUUCCUCAAUCUACCAGAGAAAACCUCGGAUUGGUACAUGAAUGGGAACUACCUGGUGAUCCUGGUCACAGUCACCAUCAUCCUGCCCUUGGCUUUGAUGAGGCAGCUGGGAUACCUGGGCUAUUCCAGUGGCUUCUCCCUCAGCUGCAUGGUGUUCUUCCUGAUUGCAGUCAUCUACAAGAAGUUCCAGGUCCCAUGCCCACUGUCCACAUUCUCUGCCAAUGUGACGGGUAACACCAGCCAUGUGCAAAUCAUCAUGAAGGAUUCCUCGGGUGGGGACCCCCUCAUCCAGGCCUCCAACGAUGAGAUCUGUGUCCCCAGCUUCUUUACCCUCAAUACGCAGACAGCAUACACCAUCCCAAUCAUGGCCUUCGCUUUCGUCUGCCACCCAGAGGUGCUGCCCAUCUACACAGAGCUCAGGGACCCCACGAAGCAGAAGAUGCAACACAUAUCCAACUUGUCCAUUGCCGUCAUGUAUGUGAUGUAUUUCAUGGCUGCCCUCUUUGGCUACCUCACCUUCUAUGAUCGGGUGGAGUCAGAGCUCUUGCACACUUACAACAAAGUGGAUCCUUUUGAUGUGCUGAUCCUGUGUGUCCGAGUGGCCGUGCUCACAGCUGUCACCCUCACUGUCCCCAUUGUCCUUUUUCCGGUGCGGAGGGCCAUCCAGCAGAUGCUGUUCCAGGACAAAGAGUUCAGCUGGCUUCGGCACUCACUCAUUGCUGUCAUCCUGCUGAUCUGUAUCAACCUAUUAGUCAUCUUUGCCCCCAACAUCCUGGGCAUCUUCGGAAUCAUUGGCGCCACUUCCGCCCCCUGCCUGAUCUUCAUCUUUCCAGCAAUCUUCUACAUCCGAAUUGUGCCCAAGGACAAAGAGCCACUGAAGUCCACUCCCAAAAUAUUGGCCGCGUGCUUUGCAGGGUUAGGUGUUCUCUUUAUGAUCAUGAGCCUGAGUUUUAUCAUCAUGGACUGGAUCUCUGGGAACAACAAGAGUGGUGGCAACCACUAGAACCCAGCAUGGCCUGGGGUCACCCGUCACCCACCCACCUGUGCCAUUGCCUGCCAGAACUGCUAAGCUGCCCGGGCCCUCGGCUGGUGGGGGGGAGGAAGGGAGGACAUUUUUCACUCAAUGUGUGUUUUUGUCUUUAAUUAUUAUUAUCCCUGUUGAGGAUCUUUUUUUAAAAGAAAAGGGGCGGGGGGGGGAGGGACCAGGCCUUGCAGGGGGUAGAACUGGAAAGGCUAGUACAUUGGGUUCCCUCCCUAAGGGGCAUGGAGGCCUCAGAGGCUGGGCCUUGGGUAUCCUUCAUCUUCCCCCUUGGGGUCUAGGGAGGGCUGACGCCUCUCAGGAUGGCCCCUGAUUGUCUCUGUCACUGACUGCUCCCCUGGAGAGGGGGGACUCAGCAGGGGACAACCCCUGUGCUCUGAAAGGAUCCAGUGAUGCUUCAGUAAAAAUGGGCCAAAUCCUCCUCAUGGUCCUGAGUCCCUGGGUCCCCAGGCCUCCUCUCUUGCCUGCUGGACAAAGGCAUCUUCCGCUCUGUCACCAGGUCCCCCCCUCCCACGUAGGGUCUAGAACCCGAUUUGCAGGGGAUGGGAGGGAGGGGAUUAGUGUCCAGAGACUUUUUUCCUGGCCCUAUUUGCUUCUCAUCGCUGGGGCUGAGGAGAAUCCUAUUUGUAAGAUCCUAAGGUUCAGCCCUUGGUAGACAGAGCUAGGAAAAGGUUAGUUACCUCCAGCCAACAUCUCAUGCAGACAAUUGGGAGAAAAAUGUGUUCUCGUCAUCUCAGAGAUCACCUGAGCUGUCCUAGUGUCCCCCAGUGUCACCAUUGGUAAGGGAGUUCCAUGGGAUGGGAAAGAUUUACUGCUCGCAGACAGGAAAGGGAGAAUCAAGGAAGGGGGGGGCUCCCUUUAUACAGGCAAGGGCAGGCCCUGCCUCUAGGGGCUGCCCCCUACACUGACCCUGACCUUCCCCUCCCCCAAGAAGGCUCGUCUGUGCUCUUCCUGGGGGCAGAGGGCUUCGCCCACCACAGCUACCCCCGCAGACUUGAAGGGGGGGGGCCUGGAGAUCCCAGCAAGAGCUUCCUCUGGCUCCCUCUUCCCCACUCUCACCUAUACUAUUUCUCCCUCCUCGGUCAAUGCUGCUCUCCGCUGGUAGCAGGAGGUCUCUGUGGCAGGAAUCUCCCCCAUUUUAGGAAAGUUGUGGUCUCAGCUAUACCUCCACCUAGGCUAGGUAAACUAUGACCACGGCUGGCUUCCGAGUCUCAGGCUCCCAUCCUCACUUGGCUCUUCUGGGUCUGCGUGAUUGGAAUAGACCAGGCUCCUGGCAGACACCCCUCCACCAGUCACUGCUGUGCCAUCUUGCCAACAUCCCAAUUUUGACUGGUUGGCAUCUUACGAUUGGGAGUAGGGGAAAAGUGGAAACACUGAGCUGAGGGUCUGUAAUGUGCUUGGCUGUAAUUAAUUGUGGAGGAGGGGGGUAGCUGAGGUACCUGGGGGUAACAUGUGAGACAAAGACUUUCUGAGAAAUGCUAUCCAAGGACAUCCUUCGGUCUGCAUUCUGGGAUGUGUCUGGGCUGCCUGGUAUCCAAGUAAUACACAUCCCUGACUGUAUUACUUGGUGGCUCAUUCCAGUGGGGCCACACAGCCCGGGGAGGCAAGACAAGAGAUGAGCAGAGAGAAAAGACAGUUAUCAGUGUUGAAUGGGUUCUAGUGCCCAGGUGCAGGAGGCCCCUGCAAGGGGGAAACAUGGAGAGUUUGGAAUUCUCGAAGCCACCCCCCUGACACACACACCUCCCAUUCUGGGUCUAUUCCAUCCUGGGAGUGAGAAUACCCUGCUUGGUCUUAAGCCGGGAGGUGGGAAGAUGAGAGAGUGUUCGGUGCCAACCCCUUCCAAAGGCAUCGGAAGCAGCAUGGAGAGAGGAAUAGCCUUCAGGGUGGGAGCUGGCAGCCUUCAGCCGGAAGCCCCCUGCCCUCCCACCUCCCCAGUUGCUGAGGGAGGGGAAUGAGGAGUGGGCUGGGGAGACGUGAGGUGCAUUUCCCUGGAGUUCCAGACCAGCCUUGUGAGCCAAGCUCUGGCUUCUGAGAAACUCAGGCCAUGGAGAAGCCUCCGCAACAGGGAGGUGGGGAAUGGGGGGAGUGGGAGGGAACUUCCUCCCCAGAGCUCCCCCAGGAAGGCCUGAAGCUCAGCAAGUGUGGCCCCCUGCUGAGCAGGCCAUGAGAGGGACCAGUGCCCUCUCUCACAGGUUGCAUUUCCAAUCCUCUAUCCAAGUGAGCUCCAAGCUUGGAAACACUGAAAUCCAGCCCCCAUUGACACACCACAGACCUUCUUAAGAACAAUAAAAAUUGGUGAAAACUGAG